Molecule: messenger RNA, 774 nt
Organism: Pecten maximus
Lineage: Eukaryota; Metazoa; Mollusca; Bivalvia; Pectinida; Pectinidae
Exons: 1
Coding region: 1-774 (257 amino acids)
Cellular component (GO): keratin filament
Molecular function (GO): structural molecule activity
Source: RefSeq, a predicted model, not a curated record
AUGUGCCAGGCCAUCGUAGUCGUGCUACACGUGUGUCAGGCCAUCACAGUCGUGUUACACGUGUGUCAGGCCAUCACAGUCGUGUUACACAUGUGUCAGGCCUUCACAGUCGUGCUACACGUGUGUCAGGCCAUCACAGUCGUGCUACACGUGUGUCAGGCCAUCACAGUCGUGUUACACGUGUGUCAGGCCAUCAUAGUCGUGUUGCACGUGUGUCAGGCCAUCAUAGACGUGCUACACGUGUGCCAGGCCAUCACGGUCGUGCUACACGUGUGUCAGGCCAUUACAGUCGUGUUACAUGUGUGUCAGGCCAUCACAGUCGUGUUACACGUGUGUCAGGCAAUCAUAGUCGUGUUACAGGUGUGUCAGGCCAUCACAGUGGUGCUACACGUGUGCCAGGCCAUCACAGACGUGCUACACGCGUGUCAGGCCAUCACAGUGGUGCUACACGUGUGCCAGGCCAUCACAGACGUGCUACACGCGUGUCAGGCCAUCACAGUGGUGUUACAUGUGUGUCAGGCCUUCACAGUCGUGCUACACGUGUGUCAGGCCAUCACAGUCGCGUUGCAUGUUUGUCAGGCCAUCACAGUCGUGUUACACGUGUGUAAGGCAAUCACAGUCGUGUUACACGUGUGUCAGGCAAUCAUAGUCGUGCUACAUGUGUGUCGGGCCAUCACAGUCGUGUUACACGUGCGUCAGGCCAUCAUUGUAAAAAAAAUCUUGCAUGCGUUGUUACUUCUGGAGAAAGGGACGACAACAUGGCUGGUUUACUGA